This is a messenger RNA of Alnus glutinosa, 1847 nucleotides long. RefSeq names its product peroxisomal (S)-2-hydroxyacid oxidase GLO4-like. Gene Ontology annotation, molecular function: FMN binding; oxidoreductase activity. The record is from RefSeq and is a predicted model, not a curated record. NCBI's taxonomy places the organism in Eukaryota, Viridiplantae, Streptophyta, Magnoliopsida, Fagales, Betulaceae. The transcript has 11 exons. The coding region runs from base 514 to 1461 and encodes 315 amino acids.
CCUUCAAUUGAGAUUUGAGCACACUAAACCAACUCAAGUUACUGUUGCGGGGUGAAAAUAUUUUUCACACGUUUUCACUCAAGGAGGUCUGUCUAGAUGUCCAGUCAGCUGAACUGGAGAGGUUCGACAUGGAAACAUCUAGUAACUUUUGGUUUUCUGUGGAAAAUUCUGAUGAAUAAUCAACGUGGAUGAUAAAACGGUAGAAGAGAAUGGGCUGAGCUUGUGCUGUGAGAGAUAAAAGACAAGAAACUUUUUGUACAAAUGGUAAAUAAAGUCUCCAUAAUUGUUUAUUGCUGCAAAAUGACAAAAAUAAUUGACGAAGCUCCAUCGAUUUAGACAAAUACAGUCCUGGAGGAAGCUCCAGUAAUGAGGAGGCAUGGGCAAUGAUGGAAUUCAGAUAUUCAUCACCACUUUGGCCUAUAUCUCUUAGCUAAUCGUAUUUGUUCAGAAGCUGCCCUGGCCGGUCGCCUUCUCUAAAACCCAAAGGAUUUCAGCUAGCUCCCAUUGGAUAUAAUGGCAGGUGAAGCAGUAAAUGUGAAGGAGUUCCAAGAAUUGGCAAGGGAAGCCCUUCCAAAAAUGCACUAUGAUUUUUAUGCUGGUGGAGCCGAGGAUGAGUACACUUUAAAAGAGAACGUGAAAGCAUUUAGUAGAAUCACGAUCCUGCCCAGAAUUCUUGUGGAUGUAAGCAGAAUAGAUUUGUCAACUUCCGUAUUGGGGUACAAUAUCUCGGCGCCCAUUAUGAUUGCUCCAACUGCCUUGCAUAAGCUGGCACACCCAGAAGGAGAGGUUGCCACAGCCAGAGCAGCAGCUGCAUGUAAAACCGUAAUGGUUCUAUCCUUCACGUCUUCCUGCACUGUAGAGGAGGUUGCUUCCAGCUGCAAUGCUGUUCGAUUCUUUCAAUUAUAUGUAUACAAGAGGCGAGAUAUAGCAGCUGUUUUGGUGCAGAGAGCUGAAAAAAAUGGAUACAAGGCUCUUGUCCUAACUGCUGACAGGCCCAGACUUGGUCGAAAGGAGGCCGACAUAAGAAACAAAAUGGUUGCACCUCGAUUGAAGACUCUUGAGAAUCUCUUAUCAAUUGGAGCUGCAUUUGAUAAUGGUUCAAACUUAGAAGCUUAUGCUAAGGAGAUAAUGGACGCUUCCUUGAGUUGGAAGGACAUAGAAUGGUUAAGAUCAAUUACAAACAUGCCAAUUCUUAUCAAGGGAAUACUUACUCGUGAAGAUGCAAUAAAGGCUGCAGAAGUAGGUGUUGCUGGGAUUAUUGUCUCCAAUCAUGGAGCUCGUCAGCUUGAUUAUACUCCUGCUACUAUUACUGUCCUGGAAGAGGUUGGGCAAUCCAUCAAGUUGAUGUUAGCAAUGCGUUUCUACAUGGUCUUCUUCAAGAAACUGUUUAUAUGGUUCAGCCACCCGGUUUUCAGCAUCCAUCUUAUCCCACGGCAGUUUGCAAGCUGCACAAAGCCUUAAACAAGCCCCACGUGCAUGGUUUUCGCGCCUCAGUGCUAAACUUCUUGACCUCAAAUUCCAAAGCUCCAAGGUUGACUCUUCAUUGUUUACUUACAAAGCAAAUGGUAUUAUCAUUUUUGUGCUUAUCUAUGUUGACGAUAUCAUCAUCACCAGUUCCAACACAGCAGCUAUUUCUCAACUUAUAAGUGCUCUACACUCCUCCUUUGCUCUCAAAGACCUAGGACCUCUACAUUACUUCUUGGGAGUUGAAGCUACUUGGCAUGAGGAUGGUUUACAUCUUUCUCAACAGCGCUACAUUCAUGAUCUCCUCACCAAGACAAAUAUGCUUCUUGUCAAGCCUGUCUCUACUCCAAUGUCCGCCUCUACAACUCUUAGUCGAUUUGAUG